AGGAAAAUUCUAUAUCAAAAAGCCCAGCAAGCAAGCCACAUGACUCUUUGUUUCCUCUCUGAUAUGAUCUUAAAUUGAAAACCAAAAAAAAGUAAGAAGUAAUGGGGACAGAGCUGAUGAGAAUCUGUGUGAAAGAAGAAAGUGAUGAGCUGCCAUCUGUUCCUCCUGGGUUUGAAUCAUAUGCUACGUUCACUUUAAAAAGAGCUGUCCCUGAUGCUGCUGAGCCUGCUAUGGAAAGUGUUUCUUCUGUAACCGAUCAAGGUGAGAUGGAGACUGAAUCCGAUGAAGCCAAAGCUGCUCGGUCUCUAAGGCGUAGACCUUGGAUUAACUAUGAUGAUGAUGAUCAAAAUCUUGAUCAAAAUUGUGGAGUGAAGCCUUCUCUACCAAAGGGCGUGACCAGAGGAUGUGCAGAAUGUAAUGACUGCCAAAAGGUAACUGCGAGAUGGCAUCCAGAUGAAGCUCGUAGGCCUGACCUUGAAGAUGCCCCUAUAUUCUACCCGAGUGAAGAGGAGUUUGAAGACACUUUGAGCUAUAUAGCUAAAAUAAGACCGAAGGCUGAGAAGUAUGGAAUCUGUCGCAUUGUUCCUCCUCCUUCCUGGAAGCCUCCUUGCCCGCUGAAAGAAAAGCAAGUAUGGGAAGGUUCUAAAUUUGCCACACGUGUCCAAAGAGUGGAUAAACUUCAGAACCGGAGUUCAAUGAAGAAGGUUUCAAAGCUUUGUAAUCAAAUGAGAAGGAAGAAGAGGAAGUGCAUGAAAAUGGGAAUGGAUUCUGCCACUAAUGGCAAGAGCGGUCCUGGCUCUGCAAGCCCCGGAAUGAGUGGAUUUGAGACGUUUGGGUUUGAACCUGGUCCAGGGUUCACUCUAGAAGACUUCAAAAAGUAUGCUGAUGAGUUCAAGGCUCAGUACUUUAAAAAGAGUGAGACUUCUACAGAGAAUGAAUGUAAAGGUGGUGAGUCCAUAGACUCAUGGGAGCCAGCAGUUGAGGAUGUUGAAGGUGAAUAUUGGCGGAUAGUAGAUAAAGCAACGGAAGAGAUAGAGGUGCUAUAUGGUGCGGACCUUGAAACUGGGGUAUUUGGUAGCGGAUUCCCUAAGAUAUCAUCAAGCCAGGUGGCUUCUUCUUCAGACGGAAAAUAUGCAAAAUCAGGCUGGAACUUAAAUAAUUUUUCAAGGCUUCCAGGAUCCCUUCUGAAGCAUGAGGGCAGUGAUAUCUCUGGUGUUCUUGUACCGUGGUUGUAUAUUGGGAUGUGCUUUUCUUCUUUCUGCUGGCAUGUGGAAGAUCACCACUUGUAUUCGAUGAAUUACAUGCACUGGGGUGCACCAAAAUUGUGGUAUGGUGUUGCGGGGAAGGAUGCUGUUAAACUUGAGGAGGCGAUGAGAAAGCAUUUGCCUGACCUUUUCGAAGAGCAGCCUGAUUUGCUCCAUAAGCUAGUUACACAACUCUCCCCAUCAAAACUGAAAGCCGCAGGAGUACCUGUGCACCGAUGUGUCCAGCAUGCUGGAGAGUUUGUCUUGACUUUCCCUCGGGCAUAUCAUGCUGGAUUUAACUGUGGUUUUAACUGUGCUGAAGCUGUGAAUGUAGCACCAGUUGACUGGCUGCCUCAUGGACAGAUUGCUAUAGAGUUAUACUGUCAACAGGGUAGAAAAACGUCCAUCUCGCAUGAUAAACUGUUACUUGGGGCAGCAAGAGAAGUAGUGAAAGCAGACUGGGAGCUGAACUUACUUAAGAAAAAUACAGUAGAUAACUUGAGGUGGAAAGAAUUUGGUGGAAAGGAUGGGAUCUUGGCCAAAACACUCAAGGCACGCAUUGAUAUGGAACGUACAAGAAGAGAAUUCCUAUGCAGCUCCUCACUUGCAUUGAAGAUGCAUAGUAAUUUCGAUGCUACCAACGAGAGAGAGUGUUGUAUAUGCUUCUUUGAUUUGCACCUGUCUGCUGCUGGUUGCCGUUGUUCCCCAGAGAAGUAUUCAUGUUUGACUCAUGUGAAGCAGUUGUGUUCGUGUCCGUGGGUUACUAAAUAUUUUCUAUUUCGCUAUGAUAUGGAUGAACUGAAUGUUCUUCUUGAGGCUGUGGAAGGAAAACUUAGCUCUGUAUAUAGAUGGGCGCGUCAAGAUUUAGGAUUGGCUUUAAGUGAACACCUCUCAGCAAACAAGAUGGAGAUGGAUGAGGAAGAAAAAGUGCACAAAGACCUGAGUCCAGGUGCUGCUUCACUUUUAGAGAAAGAUUUACAGCUGAAAGUAACAUCGAGAGAAGAUCUAACUAGAGGGUUAGAAAAGACGAGUACAUUACUUCUGAAAGUUAAGGAGGAGCAAUUAACACCAAGCCAAUGUAUGAAGCCAGUCAAAGAAGAAACUCUUUAUGAUUCAUCUGAAGGAGGCAUCUCUAUGACAGCUGCUAAGUCCACAAGUGGAAAAAAGAAUUCACAGAGUGUACCUGAUGAUGUUAUACUCGUCAGUGAUGAUGAGCUAGACAUACCAAGGAAACGAGUUUCGGAGAAAAGAAAUGCAGUUUCGCCCAGCAAGCAUUUGAAAAUACGGGAGAGACCAAGCCACGUUUUAGCAUUAGAAGCGACUACUAAAACUGCUACUCCCAUGAUAGAAAAGCAAGCAAUUUCUUUGCCUGAUAGACAAAACAUUAUAUCACUGCCUACUAAUGACCAAAGAGCAGUGCUAGGGGAUGUACCAAGUUCUGUAUCUCAUACGGAAGUUAAUGCCGUAGCUGAUGGACUUGCUCAUGAUAGUAUAUGCAAUAGUGUUGACACUAGCAACCAAGGUGGUGUAAAAUAUACCAGCUGUAAAUCCAAAAUCUCUGGAGGUUUAGCUAUAGUGGAUGUUGUUGAUGGGAUAAGAAGUAACUCAGGUACACCAUCCUGUUCGCAAAAUAAUAGUCCGGAUAGGAUCAUCCGCCAAAAGGGUCCACGUAUAGCAAAAGUUGUGAGGAGAAUCAAUUGCAAUGUAGAGCCUUUAAACUACGGAUGUGUGCUUUCUGGAAAAUCAUGGUGCAACCGCCGAGCAAUUUUUCCUAAAGGAUAUCGUAGUCGGGUCAGGUACAUAAACAUUUUGGAUCCAACAAGGAUGAGCUUCUACAUUUCAGAAAUUUUGGAUGCUGGACGCAACAGUCCGUUGUUCAUGGUUUACUUGGAAGGUAAUCCCAGUGAGGUGUUUGCCCACUUGUCUCCUACAAGAUGCUGGGAGAUGGUAAGAGAUAGAGUAAACCAAGAGAUAAUAAUCCAGCACAAAGCUGGUAAACUAGAUCUUCCUCCUCUGCAACCCUCUGGGAGCCCUGACGGUUUUGAAAUGUUUGGAUACACGUCACCUGCAAUAUUACAGGCUAUUGAAGCACUAGACGUGAAUCGAGUGUGCACAGAGUAUUGGGACUCGAGGCCUUAUUCGCGGCCACAAGUUCAGUUCCCUGCAAAUACUCUUCUCAGAGAAGCCAACACAAGCAUAAUACAAUCAUCAGAUGUGAGAAAUCUCCAGAUAGUUCCCGGACAACGUCUAUUACCAGCUGGAACAAACUCCAUUCUCAAGGUUCUGCUCAAGAAAGCUAACAUGGAGGAACUAAGCUCACUUCAAGAGGUUUUAAGUGAGUCUAACAUAGAUUUGAUGUCCGAACUUGUGAAGGAAGAGAUCCAGAAGCGGUACUGAUUUAUCUGGAAGGAGAUUUUGAUUUUGGUGUGUACAUACAGAAGUGAUGAGGCUCUAUGCUCAAUCUUUUUUGGGCGCCCUUACAGAGGAAGGAUAGAAACAUAUAACCAGAAAAAAAAAACUCUGUUCUUCUUCUUCUCUCUAAACAAAAAGAAGAGGAGAAACAAAGAAAGAAAGAAUGACUUUUAGGGUUUUUGAAACCAUUAGUUUUGCUUACUAGUCAGACUACAAGAUUCAUGUGUGGGGUUGGUUUCCAAUUCAAUAUCACUUCACUCGUAUUGACAUACGUUUCUCUGUUUUUUAAGGGACAUUGAUUUGAAAAGUACUAUAAAAGUAAUCAGUUCAUAUAAGCUCU
Molecule: messenger RNA, 3996 nt
Organism: Eruca vesicaria subsp. sativa (arugula)
Lineage: Eukaryota; Viridiplantae; Streptophyta; Magnoliopsida; Brassicales; Brassicaceae
Source: the annotation of a GenBank genome assembly